CGUUGAGCAAAUGGCGGAUUAAAUGGCAAAACAGUUGCCAUUCAUUUGACUCUUUGGCUAAUUGUGUGCUAAUUGUGUCGACAUUUGGGUGAAUGCAGUGAAGUGUUAUGUGGAUGUGUUUGUCACCACAACACCAUAGAUAUGAUGAGGAAUAAUAUGUCACUUCAGUUGACAGAUCAGCCGCACAAUGCGGUGAGUGGGAUCAACCGGAACAGCCCUUCGCGCACAAGUAUCCGAAUAUCGCCGCCAAUCGCACCCAACAAUGAGACCAAAACCAAUGUGAGGACCAAUUCAUCAAAUGUCAUGAGAAGUGAUUCAGAGCCGCACUCUUUGCUCGUCAACCAGACGUCUGGUAUCCAUCCAAACAGUUAG
This is a messenger RNA of Oppiella nova, 372 nucleotides long. Lineage: Eukaryota; Metazoa; Arthropoda; Arachnida; Sarcoptiformes; Oppiidae. The record is from the annotation of a GenBank genome assembly.